Molecule: messenger RNA, 2856 nt
Organism: Cyprinus carpio (common carp)
Lineage: Eukaryota; Metazoa; Chordata; Actinopteri; Cypriniformes; Cyprinidae
Gene: nsun6
Product: NOP2/Sun RNA methyltransferase 6
Exons: 12
Coding region: 168-1544 (458 amino acids)
Biological process (GO): RNA methylation
Molecular function (GO): RNA binding; methyltransferase activity
Source: RefSeq, a predicted model, not a curated record
GAAGAAGAACGAUUCAUUUUCUGUUUACUUCUGAUUCAAAUUUAAGUAGCGUUUGAGUAAAAGACGGUAAGAGAUGAGAUACGAGCGUGUGUCACUGUGGUCGUUAUAUUUAUGAAACACACAGAUUGUUGAAAUAAUACGUUGAUGUUACCGCUAAACACACGGAAAUGUCGGUUUUCCCUCAGCUUUCCACGAACCCAGAAGUGCGAGAACAUCUUCGCAAUGUUUAUACAAACAACGAGCUGGUGUGUGAGUGUGGUGCAGAUGAGGCUGAUCUGGUGUUUGAGGCUCUGCUGUGCUGUCUGUCUCAUCCGCCUCUGUUCACCUGUCUGAGAGCCAGCACACACCUGCACUCACUUCAGGACAUCCAGCUCCGGCUCCAGCAACAUUUAGCACAGCAGGAAAGGUCUCCAUCAGUUUACACUCACCCACAGCUUCCAGAUGUUCUGCUGCUUCCAGUCCACGGCCCUCGGCCCGUGGAUCCGCUGGCCUCUGAAGUGAUAGUUGGCGCUCAGUGUGGUAAUGCUGUUCUUCGAGGAGCUCAUGUGUUCACGCCUGGCAUCCUCAGCACGCCAAAGUACAUGAAAGUGGGCGAGGUGGUGUCUGUUUUCUCUGAUGUGGAGGGGAAGUGCACACGCGGAGCCAAAGAGUUCAAAGGCAAGAAGGUGUUUCUGGGUAACGGGAUUUCUGAGGUGGAUCGCUCUGAGAUAUUCAGCUCAGAUGGACCCGGGAAGGGUGUUGCGAUUCGAAUGACUGAGCCUCUCUAUCAAAGCCCUUCCUUUGACGGUGUUCUUACAGAUCAGCUCUUUCUACAGAACCUGCCGUCUGUGGUGGUGGGUCAUGUUUUAGGACCUCGUCCAGGAGAGCGAAUCCUCGACAUGUGUGCCGCUCCUGGAGGAAAGACCACACACAUCGCUUCUCUCAUGGGAAACCAGGGUACUGUUGUGGCCUUGGAAAAAAUCCGAUCCAAAAUGGAAAAGAUCAUUCAGAACGCAAAGAUGCUGCAGUUGGACUGUAUUAAAGCAUAUUGCUGUAACAGUGUGCAUGCUGUGAGCUCAGAUCCCGCUCAGUGCAGUGCAGACGGUCCCCCGUAUCCUGAGGAGAGUUUUGACCGGAUAUUAUUAGACGCUCCCUGCAGUGGUUUAGGUCAAAGACCCAACAUGAGCUACAGCUGGAGUCUGAAAGAAGUCUGUUCCUACCAGCCUCUGCAGAGAAAACUCUUCACUACGGCUGUGCGUUUGUUAAAAAGAGGCGGUGUUUUGGUGUACAGCACCUGCACCGUGACGCUUGCGGAGAAUGAAGAGCAGGUCGCCUGGGCUCUCAAGACAUUCCCCUGUCUAACACUAGAGCCACAGGUGCCUCUUUUAGGAUCGGAGGGGAUGUCGGGAGCGGGUCUGUCACAUGACCAGCGGCGCCUGCUACAGAGAUUUAGACCAGAAUUAGCUUGGAGAGGAGCGGGUGUCCCACAUUCCCCCGAGAGCCUCCUACAAAACGCCAACGCGGAUACUAUCGGCUUCUUUAUUGCCAAGUUCAUAAAAAGGUAGUAAGCUGAAGAAGUAUGGCACUAAACAGUUGAACGCAUCAAAGAUAUGUUGUGGGACCGCUGACUUUUAUCGUAUGAACAAAAAACAGACAUUUUUAAAAAUAUCAGGUGAGGUUUUUGUGUACUUGAACCACUUAUUUGAAGGACACAAAUUAAAUAACAGGGUAAAAAUAUUUAUUAAUCCUCAGAAAGUAAACAGAAGGGUAUGUAAACUUUUGAAUAGGAUCAUCUGUGUAAAUUAUUAUGUCUUUUGGUAAAUAUUUAAACACCCUUCAGAAUUUAUUUACGCAGUUCCCAAAAUGACUUUUUAAAUAGAUCAUCCGUUUCAAAUGCUUACUGGUUUAAUGUAGUGUGUCGCCUUUAUGACCAUCAAAUAAUGUUUUUCAUUUUUCAUAAUGGCCAUAAUUGUCAGUAUGUGCUUCACUACUCAGAGACUCGUCAACCAUCACAAAACAUACAAACAGUCACUGAUCCUCAAGAAAGCUACAGACCACAAUAAGAUCCAAGAGGAUGUAAACUUUUAAAGUAACAGGAUUGUGUGGGCAAGUUUUUUCUUGUGUAAUGUAUGCAAGUAAAAAAUUAAUAAUAAAAACAUUUUCUGAUACCUCUUUUUUUUUUUUUUUUUUUUUCUUUUUACAAAUAUUCUGCAACUUCAUGAGCACUGUGAGGUGCAUAGAAUUGCAUAAUCAACUCAAGAAAACGGAAUAAUUUGCUUGUAAUUUUUAGUUUCUCACUGUGUGGAUGACUGUACUCUUUCCUCAUCCACUUGCGCAAAAGACUGCAGGCUGUAUUUCUGCAUCAAAAUGCAAACACUGCAUAAAUCAAUACAAUAAUAAUUCAUUAAUUCACUCAUGAGCAGCAGUUAUACUCCAAACGCCUAAAAUACUCUGCAUUUGUCAAAUCUCUUGCAAUUCAGGGACAAUAAGGGCGGGGAAACAAACCUAAAACAGUCUUCUUCUUUUAUUUAACAAAUUAGCUGUGGCAUUUCAUUAACUCUUGCUCAAUUGAUCAGAAACGGUUGCUUAUAAGAGUUCAGGACUGCUGGAGAAACAAACCAAAACUAUCAUGAUGUUUUUGUAAUGUCUUUAUCCUUUAUGCAAGGCAAUACACACCUUUGCAACAUUAACACACAAGUAAUUAACAUUAAAUAACAAUUUUAAAAUACAUCCACACAACAUAAAAUAAAUCUCCUAUUUUGUUUUAAAACUUAAAAAAUCAGCAGUGUAGAUGAAAUCGAGAAUUCAACAUGAAACUUUUUUUUUUCCUGUAAUGUGAAGUUUUCCUGGGUGAACAGAAUAUUCAAUAACAACAAA